Molecule: messenger RNA, 1176 nt
Organism: Laccaria bicolor S238N-H82
Lineage: Eukaryota; Fungi; Basidiomycota; Agaricomycetes; Agaricales; Hydnangiaceae
Exons: 6
Coding region: 474-695 (73 amino acids)
Source: RefSeq, a predicted model, not a curated record
GCUUCUCCAACACGUAGUACGAUGGACGCAACGUAUGAUUUGAGGACAUAACCUGACGUCGACGACCCGACACAUUUCGAGCAAUACGGUCGUUGAAGGGAUACGGGUGGAUAGACGAGCAGAUGGCGUAGAGAAAGGGAGGGGAAAGAAAGCUAUCAACCAUCCCACAAGCGCAAAAUCGUCACAUUUGCGGUACUCUACGACCCCCCACUCGACUACGCCAAUUCCACACACCUAACGAACGCCAUGGUCCUCGUCCUCGCAGGAGGCAAGGUGUCCGUGUCCCACCCAACGUCAACGUUCUCGAAUCUCCCGACGUCGUUCAGAGGGCACUGAAGACUGCCUGUUGCGUGGGGAGCUCGAAUCUGGCGUAGCCCCUCUUAUUAGUGACGACGCGCCCUCUGGAAUCGUGCUAACCCAACAUGUAGUACGACGGUACACGCGAUGUAGCUUCAGCAGAGGUCGAGGGCGAUAUGCUGCUGGACGUCGAUAACACCAUACGGUUCGAACAACGUGGUCGUCGUUUAAGGAAUCCAGUGGGAGCGCAAAGAAUGCACGAAAUCCUCAUGUCAGUGGAACUCCGCCUUCCUCGACUCGGCUGCGCCAAAUGCGCUCGUCUAAUAAAUGCUAUGGUUUUCGUCCUCGCAAACCCUCUUAUCAGUGACGACGCGCACUCGGAACCAUGUUCACCAUAGAAGGCGACGCGAAAUUCGGAGGCUGGUUGUUUGAGGAGUUGAAGGAAGGGUUUAGGGAAGCGAAGGUGCAUCUGGGGGAUCAGAAACGAGCGUGACGAGUGGUGGGGAAUUGCCUCAAGGAGACGAUUCGGAAGAACAAGGGCUCACGGGUGUUACCAAGGUUGGAACGAGAGUGUCCGCGCCCCAUCCCAACUCCAAAUCUCUCGAUUCUACCGACGUCGUUAAGGGGGAACUGAAGACCUCCUUUUGCGUGGAGAGCUCAAACCGCGUCUAGGCGACCAACACCCAUUUAUCAGUGACGACGUGCCCCUGGAAACCAUGUUCACGAUGGAAGGCAACGCGAUAUUCGGAGGUUCGUCGUUAGAGGUGUUGAAGGAGUGUAGGGAAGUGAGGUGCAUCCGGGGGAUUGGACAACGAGCGUGAUGGGAGGGAGGAAUCGUUACGCGAAAUACAUCUGUGGUUCAAUAGAACAAACCUUGUC